CAAUUCUCAGUUAACAAUGAUCAAGUUGUAUUUUCCCGUAAAGUCAUUUUCUUAGCUAAAAUUUUUGGCCACAACUCGGUUCGAUGGGCAGCAAGGGCAAGGCGAGUCUAGACUUCUCCGGCAAGGUGGUGCUGAUCACGGGCGCAGCCUGCGGGAUCGGGGCCGCCACGGCGGAAAUGUUCUCCAAGCUGGGGGCGUGUCUGUCGUUGGUGGACCGGGAGGAGGAGGGCCUUCUCUGCCUGAUGAAGAGAUGCAUGGAGACGGGAAAUGAGCCGUACGGCAUAGCCGGAGAUCUGCUCAAGCCGGCGGAGAUCGAGUGCAUUGCGAGGAAGACUACGGAGCGCUUCGACGGCAAACUGGACGUACUGGUGAAUGGGGCGGGCGUCUGGUCCACGGGCACACUGCAGGGCACGGAACUGGCCGCCUUCACGCACUUCAUGGAGGCCAACGUGCGGUCGGGGUUCUACCUGACCAAGUUGUUGCUCCCCCAGCUGCUCCAGAGCAGGGGCAACAUCGUGAACGUGUCCAGUGUCUGUGGACUGCGCGCCUUUCCCAACCAAGUGGCCUACAACAUGAGCAAGGCGGCCGUGGAUCAGUUCACCCGAUCCCUGGCUCUGGACCUGGGACCCCACGGAGUACGGGUGAACGCAGUCAAUCCGGGGCUAAUACGCACUAAUCUGCAUAAGGCCGGCGGCAUGGACGAUCAGAGCUAUGCGGAAUUUCUGGAGCUCUCAAAGAAAACUCAUGCCCUGGGCAGGAUUGGGGAGCCAACGGAGGUGGCGUCCGCCAUUUGUUUCCUGGCCAGUGAACUGGCCAGCUUUGUGACCGGCGUUACUCUUCCCGUGGAUGGCGGCAAACAGGUUAUGUGACCCCUUUAAUACCUGCCAAGGAGUCCUGUUCACGCGAAAAAGGUCCUUGUCAUUUGUUGCCCGCCUUAUAAAAUCAUAACCAUAAAAAUGCAAAAUUCUUAGUUUAAAAGUAAA
Molecule: messenger RNA, 983 nt
Organism: Drosophila elegans
Lineage: Eukaryota; Metazoa; Arthropoda; Insecta; Diptera; Drosophilidae
Exons: 1
Coding region: 84-869 (261 amino acids)
Molecular function (GO): oxidoreductase activity
Source: RefSeq, a predicted model, not a curated record